AUGUUACAACAGGAGGAGCAAUAUGAAGAAAUUUUAAAUAUGAUUCGAGCAUGUGUUUUUGCAUGUUGUUGCCAAAAAUGUGAAUCAGAAAUUGUGCAAUAUGGCAUAUCAAUGGUACGUUGUAAAGACAAUUUUUGUAAAAUAAGAUAUUUUAUUUUUAAACAUGCUGUUUUCUUUAUCUUAAAGUUUCUCCUUCGACCUUUUUAA
Molecule: messenger RNA, 207 nt
Organism: Vairimorpha ceranae
Lineage: Eukaryota; Fungi; Microsporidia; Nosematidae
Exons: 1
Coding region: 1-207 (68 amino acids)
Source: RefSeq, a predicted model, not a curated record